Messenger RNA from Colias croceus (clouded yellow), 1014 nucleotides. RefSeq names its product lipase member I-like. Gene Ontology annotation, molecular function: triacylglycerol lipase activity. The transcript is spliced from 5 exons. NCBI's taxonomy places the organism in Eukaryota, Metazoa, Arthropoda, Insecta, Lepidoptera, Pieridae. Gene Ontology annotation, biological process: lipid metabolic process. The coding region runs from base 16 to 1014 and encodes 332 amino acids. The record is from RefSeq and is a predicted model, not a curated record.
AGCCGUCUUAAGAAAAUGAAGUUUCUAGUGAUAUUGUCCGCCCUAGUUGCACUGUGUGCUGGUCACGCCAUCCCCACCACACUAGGGGACAACAGUCACUAUGUAGAGGGGGAGAGCCGCUACGUGUGGAUACCCGACGGUGAGGGAGUACUCCGCCUUGUUGAUCUUGAAGAACCAGUAGAUGAAAGUUCUUUGGACGCAGGGAAUGGGGCUAACAAUGAGUACUGGCUUUUUACCAGACUUAAUCCAAACAAUCACCAACUUCUGAGAAUAAACGACGAUGACUCCAUAAGGAACUCUAACUACAACAAGGACCGCCCUCUUAUAGUUAUUGUUCACGGAUGGACCAGUAGUGGAAACUCCCCUCUCAAUCCUCUUAUCCGAGAUGCCUUGCUGCACGAUGGUGAUAAUAACGUUAUCUCAUUGGAUUGGAGUAUAGUAGCCAGUAGCCCAUACACCACUGCUGUGAGAAAUGUGCCCAGCGUGGGCCAACAUCUUGGCAACUUCGUGCAAUGGUUAAUCAACAAUCACGGUGGCAAUUGGAAUAACGUACACUUAAUUGGCGCUAGUUUGGGUGCUCACAUUAUUGGCAAUGCAGGACGUACCGUUCGUGGCCGUAUUGCGCGCAUUUCGGGUCUGGAUCCAGCUGGUCCUCAAUGGAGCGAUAACCCUAAUGGCUUGAAUCGCAAUGAUGGUGUAUAUGUCGAGUGCAUCCACACCGAUGGUGGUCUCUUGGGCAUCUUGGACCCGAUCUGUGGCGCUAAUUUCUAUCCCAAUGGGGGAACUAACCGUCAACCUGGCUGCUCUCUCAGUCUCUGCUCCCAUGACCGUGCAUAUGAACUGUUUGCAGCUAGCGUAAGAUACAAUAGUUUCAUUGGAAGACGAUGCACCGAUCUGAACGAGGCACGCAACAAUAGCUGCACCGGCAGUAAUUUACAUAUGGGCAACACUGACUUUAGCAAGCGAGGAACUGGACUAUACGGCCUUUCAACUGGUUCCGAAUGGCCCUUCUAA